AUGGGGGAUCAGCAACUCUACAAGACCAAUCACGUGGCCCACAGUGGUGAGAACCUUUUUUACCAACAGACCCCACUUGGCAUCCAUGGCGGGCUGAACCACAACUAUGGGAAUACAGUCACAGGGGCUGGAAUGGAGGCCCCUCAGGCGUCACCCAUCUCCCCCCACUUCCCUCAAGAUACUCGGGAUGGUCUAAGCUUGCCUGUUGGCUCCAAAAACCUGGGCCAAGUGGAUACCUCGAGGCAGGGAGGGUGGGCAGGUCAUACCGGGCCUGGAAACCAUGUCCAGUUACGCGGCAACCUGACCAACUCAAACAUGAUGUGGGGGACCCCGGCCCAGCCUGAGCCCACCGAUGGCUACCAAUAUACCUACUCCCAGGCCAGCGAGAUCCGGACCCAGAAACUCACCAGCGGUGUCCUGCACAAGCUAGACUCCUUUACCCAGGUGUUCGCCAACCAAAACCUGCGAAUUCAGGUCAACAAUAUGGCCCAGGUGCUGCACACCCAAUCGGCAGUGAUGGAUGGGGCCCCUGACAGUGCCCUCCGCCAGCUGCUGUCCCAGAAGCCCAUGGAGCCCCCAGCGCCGGCUCUUCCUACUCGCUACCAGCAGGUGCCCCAGCAGGCUCACCCUGGUUUCCCCAGUGGGCUGUCCAAACCAGCCCUGCAGGUAGGGCCACACGCCAGCCAGGGGCACCUGUAUUAUGACUACCAGCAGCCGCUGGCUCAGAUGCCAGUGCAGGGAGGACAGCCACUGCAGGCCACCCCGAUGCUGUCCCAGCACAUGCAGCAGAUGCAGCAGCACCAGUAUUACGCGGCGGCACCACCACAGGCUGGGCAGCAGCACAUGCCCCUGCAGGACCUGCCGCAGCCGCCGCCGCCGCCGCAGCCCCGCCCGCCACAGCCUCAGCAGCCCCAACAGCAGCUGCAGCAGCGGCAGGGUCCGAUGCAGAUACCUCAGUAUUACCAGCCCCAACCGGCGAUGCAGCACUUGCAAGAGCAGCCUCAGCAACAGCAGCAGCAGAUGCACCUGCAGGCACCCUCUUAUCACAGGGACCCCCACCAGUACGGCCCGGAGCAGGCGCACGCCGUCCAGCUGAUCCAGCUGGGCUCCAUGCCCCAGUACUACUAUCAGGAGCCCCAGCAGCCCUACGGCCACCCACUCUGCCAGCAGAGCCACCUGCCCCAGCACCAGCAGCGCGAGGACAGUCAGCCCAAGACCUACCCGACUGACAGGCAGGCCCAGGCCAUGCUGAGCUCCCACGGCGACCUGGGGCCUCCUGAUGCAGGAAUGGGAGACCCGGCAAGCUCGGACCUGAACCGGCUCAGCGGGGCCCUCCCACACCGGCCGCUCCUGUCCCCCGGUGGGAUCCACCUCAACAGCGUGGGGCCUCAGCACCAGCAGCUGUCUCCCAGUGCCCUGUGGCCCCAGAUGCACCUACCUGAUGGCAGAGCCCAGCCAGGGUCCCCCGAGUCAAGUGGCCAACCAAAAGGAGUGUUUGGGGAGCAAUUUGAUGCCAAGAACAAACUGACGUGCUCCAUCUGCCUGAAGGAAUUCAAGAGCCUACCUGCCCUGAAUGGCCACAUGCGGUCCCAUGGGGGAAUGAGAGCCUCCCCCAGCCUCAAACAGGAGGAAGGAGAGAAGGCCCUGCCGCCUCAGCCUCAGCCUCAGCCCCAGCCUCCACUGCCACCUCCGCCGCCACCGCAGCUCCCUCCCGAGGCAGAAAGCCUCACGCCUAUGGUCAUGCCCGUGUCUGUCCCUGUCAAGCUUCUCCCGCCCAAGCCAGGCUCUCAGGGCUUCGCCAGCAGCAUCGUUGCCGCCCCCUCCGCCAGAGACAAGCCAGCCAGCUCGAUGUCGGACGACGAGAUGCCCGUGCUCGUGAGGAUGACCCUCUCUCCCCCACACUCACCCCAAGGGGCUGCCCCCCACCCGCCUGCUGAAAUCCCCAAGAAGCAUCAGCCCGGCGUGGCCAAAGCCGAGGAAGCCCUCAAGAGCUUGCCAGAGAAGAAAAAGUUCCGACACCGGCCCGAGCCGCUCUUCAUCCCGCCACCGCCCUCCUACACCGCCAACCCCGCCGCCUCGUACUCGGGCGCCACCCUGUACCAGAGCCAGCUGCGCUCCCCGCGCGUCCUCGGGGACCACCUGCUGCUGGACCCCGCCCACGAGCUGCCCCCCUACACGCCCCCGCCCAUGCUGAGCCCAGUGCGCCAGGGCUCGGGGCUCUUCAGCAACGUGCUCAUCGCGGGGCACGGCCCCGGCGCCCACCCGCAGCUGCCCCUCACGCCCCUGACGCCCACGCCGCGGGUGCUGCUGUGCCGCUCCAACAGCAUUGAUGGCAGCAACGUGACAGUCACCCCAGGGCCUGGAGAGCAGACCAUUGAUGUUGAACCACGCAUCAACAUUGGCUUGAGGUUCCAAGCAGAGAUCCCAGAACUUCAGGAUGUCUCUGCCUUGGCCCGGGACACACACAAGGCCACACUGGUAUGGAAGCCCUGGCCAGAGCUGGAAAACCAUGACCUCCAGCAAAGAGUGGAGAAUCUCCUGAAUUUGUGCUGUUCAAGUGCGUUGCCUGGUGGAGGGACCAAUUCUGAAUUUGCUUUGCACUCUCUUUUCGAGGCCAAAGGUGAUGUGAUGGCCGCCCUGGAAAUGCUGCUGCUGCGGAAGCCGGUCAGGUUAAAAUGCCAUCCUUUAGCAAAUUACCACUAUGCCGGUUCGGACAAGUGGACUUCCCUAGAAAGAAAACUGUUUAAUAAAGCACUAGCCACUUACAGCAAAGACUUUAUUUUUGUACAGAAGAUGGUGAAGUCUAAGACAGUGGCUCAGUGUGUGGAGUACUACUACACGUGGAAAAAGAUAAUGCGCUUGGGGCGGAAACACCGGACACGCCUCGCAGAAAUCGAUGAUUCUGUGACGAGUGAAGAAGAAGAAGAGUUAGAGGAGGAGGAGGAGGACCCAGAAGAAGAUAGGAAAUCCACGAGAGAAGAGGAGAGCGAAGUGCCCAAGUCUCCCGAGCCACCGCCAGGCCCUGUGCUGGCUCCCGCGGAGGGGCCGCCCCUGCAGGCCCUCAGCCAGCCCUCCGGCUCCUUUAUCUGUGAGAUGCCCAACUGCGGGGCUGUGUUCAGCUCCCGACAGGCACUGAAUGGCCACGCCCGCAUCCACGGUGGCACCAACCAGGUGACCAAAGCCCGGGGGGCCACCCCCUGUGGGAAGCAGAAGCCGGGCAGCACCCAGAGUGGGUACUGCUCGGUGAAGAGCUCCCCCUCUCAUAGCACCACCAGCAGCGAGACAGACCCCACCACCAUCUUCCCCUGCAAGGAGUGCGGCAAAGUCUUCUUCAAGAUCAAAAGCCGUAAUGCGCACAUGAAAACACACAGGCAGCAGGAGGAACAGCAGAGGCAAAAGGCUCAGAAGGCAGCUUUUGCCGCCGAAAUGGCCGCCACUAUCGAGAGGACCGCGGGGGCGCCGGGGCUGCUGCCCCUGGACCAGCUGAGCCUGAUCAAACCCAUCAAGGACGUGGACCUCCUCGAUGGCGACGUGGUCCAGCAGUUGGGAGGCGUCAUGGAAGAAGCUGAGGUCGUGGACACGGAUCUCCUCUUGGAUGACCAAGAUUCGGUUUUGCUUCAGGGUGACGCGGAACUAUAAAGCCCCGCUUGUCACGCAGAGACAGCCAGCACCCACGGCCUCCGUCUUCGUUAAUCAGGAAACCCGGACUCCCUGCUCGCUUUGUAACCAUUUUAAACUACCUGUUUAAAAAAGUGGUCGUUUCAUUCAGGUUUAGGGAAAAAAAAAUUUUUUUUUUCAGUUUCUUUUCCUUUUAUUUAAAAAAAAAUCAAUGUUUCUGUGGGAGGUUGGAGGGAAUAAAUAAUUGGCACAACUCUAUUUAAGAGGUGUUUCAUCUGGGCUACAUUCCUACGAACUCAUUCCUGGCAGGGAAUAAACCUGACCUUCAAUGUUCUUUUGCUUUCAGAUGUCAACCAUCCUUGCUGCCUUUGAUCCCAAAGCUUGCCAUGAGCGUGUGGAUGCGUGUGCGUGUGUGAAGCAGGCUACCCUCUUCGUGUUGGGGCCUUGGGCCAUCCUUUCCCACUAAGAGUUAUUUUUGUUCUGUUCUGACCUCAUUCUGUAGUUUG
Odobenus rosmarus divergens (Pacific walrus) is the source of this 4124-nucleotide messenger RNA. It is a transcript of the gene TRERF1, whose product is annotated as transcriptional regulating factor 1. The transcript is spliced from 14 exons. Lineage: Eukaryota; Metazoa; Chordata; Mammalia; Carnivora; Odobenidae. The coding region runs from base 1 to 3639 and encodes 1212 amino acids. The record is from RefSeq and is a predicted model, not a curated record. Gene Ontology annotation, molecular function: transcription corepressor activity. Gene Ontology annotation, biological process: regulation of transcription by RNA polymerase II; negative regulation of DNA-templated transcription. Gene Ontology annotation, cellular component: histone deacetylase complex; transcription regulator complex.